CCUUCAUGACAGGAUUAGGGGUACAACCGCCCUGUGCUAUAACUGCCUCCAACUCUCUUCAACAACAACAACAUAUGCGGCUUAGCUCUCGUUGGCUUUAAUAAGAACUAAGUCUGUAAUAAUGGUGUUUUAUUGUCAGCGUUACUGUUAUGAGAAGAAGUACUCAACGAAGGUGGUAACAUGCAAGCCUGCCAAGCAGGAAAUUAUAGUGAAUGGCAAGAAGAAAAAAGUUGACUGCUAUGAGAUGACAUUCGAAGACACAGUAAUGUUUCCUGAAGGUGGAGGUCAGCCAGAUGACCGAGGUUUAAUUGAGGGAAUUCCUGUAUUACGUGUUCUACGAAGAGGGGGUGAAGCUAUUCACUACUUGGAGAAACCCCUUGAAGUGGGAGCAUCUGUCACCCAGGAGAUUGAUUGGACACGCAGACAUGAUCACAUGCAGCAACAUUCAGCCCAGCAUCUCAUCACAGCUGUAGCUGACGCUAUGUAUGGCUAUGCAACAAGUUCCUGGUAUUUGGCAGAGUCUGUUUCGUACAUUGAAUUGGACACUGAGAGGAUUUCCACAGAGGAAAUGAGUGCAAUUGAAGAAGCUGUUAACUGGAGAAUCAGAGAUGCUACACCAGUUCACAUAACAGAAUAUGAUGCUACAGACCCUAAGCUAAAGGAGAUUCGAACCCGCGGCUUACCAGAUGAUGUUGUGGGUCCUGUGCGUGUUGUAACCAUCGAGAAUGUAGAUACCAACAUGUGCUGUGGUACACAUGUACAUAAUCUGGCAGAUCUGCAGACCAUCAAGUUGCUACACACAGAGAAAGGGAAGGCUAACAAGACUCUACUCUACUUUGUGGCUGGAACUAGAGUUCUUAAGUACUUGGGAAGCUGUGUCACACGAGAGCGCCAAUUGAACACACUGUUACACUCAUGUCCAUCUGAUCACCUGCGCCUUGUGGAGAAAAUACAAAAAGACCUCAAAGGUGCUCUAAAGUCCCUACGAGAUGCCUUGAAAGACUUGGCAGUCUCCGAGGGACAAAAAUUUCUGGCUCAGCAUCCAAGACCUCAGGUGUACUUUCAUCAUCGAAGAGAUGGAGAUAUGGAUUACCUCAGUGCCAUUAUUAAUGAGAUAGAUGAUGAGUGUGUGCUCAAGAUGUUGACAGCUGGUGAAGAUAAAGGGCCUGGACUACUGGUAGUACAUGGCCCCCCUACUCUUGUUACUAAAGUAGGACCAAGACUGUGUGAGAUUUUAGAAGGGCGAGGUGGAGGAAAAUCACGCUUCACAGGGAAGGUGACAAGGCUUGACAAGCGAGGAGAGGCUGAAAGGUAUAUUCAUAGUAUCCUUCAAAAUGAAGAAACUGAAACUUGAUUGUAUUGCUUAUAGCUCUGUUGAAAACCUAAAUAAAUAAAUAUCUUAAAUGGA
Procambarus clarkii (red swamp crayfish) is the source of this 1408-nucleotide messenger RNA. Its product is annotated as alanyl-tRNA editing protein Aarsd1-B. Gene Ontology annotation, biological process: alanyl-tRNA aminoacylation; regulation of translational fidelity. The record is from RefSeq and is a predicted model, not a curated record. NCBI's taxonomy places the organism in Eukaryota, Metazoa, Arthropoda, Malacostraca, Decapoda, Cambaridae. Gene Ontology annotation, molecular function: Ser-tRNA(Ala) deacylase activity; alanine-tRNA ligase activity; nucleic acid binding.